AUGAAUCUUGUGGGGGGCCCCUGCCCCUGGCGACCCCCAGAUACCUCCACUAGCUACCGAGUGAACGUGUGUGCCAUCUUCCCUGGCCCAGGCACCGCUCAGCUCUGGCUCUUCCCAGGAGGCCAGUCAAGGCUCUCUCCCCAGCCCCCUGGCUUCCGAGGGGAGAUGGGGAUCUGGGCUGGGGCGGGGAGGGGGUACCCUGCCAGCCUCUCCUCUGCCUUUCUGUUCUCCAACACAGUGGGAUCCAAGGAGACGUCUGGUGGCUGGGCCUGGGGAGUGGGAGGGCAUCCAAGGGCCCCAGGAGCUCCCUCAGCCCCUCCCCAGACAUCUGUCUUUCUCUGGCCGUGCUCUGCCCGGGGGCAUAGACUGAGGGGGGUUCCAGAGCCCGCCCUGCACACGGAUGCCAGUUCCUCCAUCCCAUGGCCAGCUCAGGGCACGUGGCCUGGGCCCCUGUGCGGGGAAGGAGACACCUUGAUUCUUGCCACUCUCUGCAGGCCAGUCCCGUUCUCCCUCUCUGCCCACCCUGGGGAACAGGGAGGGUGGGAGAGGAGAGGGAGGACCGGGAAGACCCAGCCUAAAGAGGCUGCCCUGUGGGCCGGGGUCCCUGCACCGUGA
This is a messenger RNA of Pipistrellus nathusii (Nathusius's pipistrelle), 615 nucleotides long. The record is from the annotation of a GenBank genome assembly. NCBI's taxonomy places the organism in Eukaryota, Metazoa, Chordata, Mammalia, Chiroptera, Vespertilionidae.